AGUUACCCAAGAGAUUUUUAAUAAGUUGAAAAAGGCUUAUCUGGAGGUAUCAGACUAUUUGGUCAGCGUUGACCACCAUGUGGAUGAAAUCAUAAAAAAGAUAGGUGCUCGAACAAGUGAAACACGGAUUAUAGUGAUUCAUGGGAUGGGUGGCGUUGGAAAGACAACUAUUGCCAAAAUCAUCUACAAUCAACUUGCAAACAAUUUCAAGCAUUGUUGCUUUCUGUCCAACAUCCGUGAAAUGUUAGAACACAAGAGCACUGAAUGCUUGCAGCAUCAACUUAUCUUCGACAUCCUCAAAAUGAAAGAUAUAAAAAACAUAGAUGAUGGGAAUCAGACAAUUAAAUACAGGUUGUCUACUAAACAAGUCCUCCUCCUCCUUGAUGAUGUGCAUGAAAAGAAACAUAUGGAUGCACUCAUAGGUGAGGGUAAUUGGUUUGGUAAAGGGAGCAAACUUAUUAUUACUACUAGAAACAAAGACAUUCUCAAGGUUCCCAUAGUGGACGACCAUUAUGAGGUUAAUGCAAUGGAUCUUGAUCAAUCUCUUCAACUUUUUAGCAAACAUGCCUUCAGAAGAGAUUAUCCUUUGGACGAGGAUAUCAACCAAUCCAAAAGGGCGACAAACAUUGCUGGAGGUCUUCCGCUGGCUCUUGAGGUCAUAGGUUCACUUUUAUCUCGCACCAAAAAGGAAGAGUGGGAUCUCAUAUUGAAGAAGUUGGAAAGUGUUCCUCCUACGGAAGUCCAGGAUAAGUUGAAAAUAAGCUAUGGAGCACUAGAUGUUCGGCAAAAGCAUAUAUUCCUUGAUAUAGCUUGUCUUUUCAUUGGAUAUGACAAAGACAUUGUGGUUCAUUUCUGGGAUGAAUCUAAAUUUCCAGAAGAAGCCAUGGAAGUUUUGCAGAACAUGUCUUUGAUCAAGAUUAAAGAAGCUAAUAAAGUGUGGAUGCAUGAUCAACUCAGGGAUCUAGGAAGAGAAAUGGUUCGUGAAGAAAGUAAGAUGAAAGUAGAGAAGCAAAGUAGGAUGUGGAAUCCUAAGGAUGCAUUGGAUUUGUUGAGGAGACAUAAGGGAAAAAAUAAAGUUGAAGCUCUUCGUCUCAAGUUUGACCAUGAGGGGCAGUACUGUUUUACCUAUGAGGGCUUUAUGAGACUAUCCAAUCUAAGGUUCCUUGAAGUUGACGGUUUGAUGAAAAAAUUUUGUGCUGAAGAGAGGCUUCUUUGGCACGAAUCACCAUCAAAAGUUUUCCAAGAGAAUUCAUAUCUCCUUCCACAAUUACGAUGGCUUUCAUGGUACAAUAUUCCCCCAACAUUUAACAUAACAACUUUCUCCAUGGAGGAUGUGGUUAUUCUUGAUCUAUCUGGGAGUGAAAUUACACAUGAUUGGAAGGGCUGGAGCCACAUGAAGGUCAUGAAGAAUUUGAAAGUUAUGAAUUUGACUGGUUGCCAUCUCUUGGGGAGAACUCCCACCUUCUUUGCUCCGGCAAAUAUAGAACGUUUGAUCCUACAGGGCUGUAAAUCAUUAAUCGAAAUUGACAAGUCGAUUUGUCAAUUGAAACACUUAGUUUACAUGGAUGCAAGCAGUUGCGAGAAUCUUCGUGUGCUGCCAGACGAGCUGGGUGGAGAUCUUACAAGCCUUAAAUACCUAAAUCUAAGUCGAUGCGGAUUGUUGGAGAGGCUUCCCGAUUCAAUCUGGAAUUUGGAAUUCCUGAUGGAGUUGAAUAUAAAUUAUACGAGGAUCAAAGAACUACCUAAAUCCAUCGGAAAGUUGAAAAAUUUGACAACAGUGAGGAUAUGCAGUCAUAUAAGCAAAAUACCGGAUGCUCUUUGGACGAUUGAGAAGCUCGAAGAAAUAGAAUACGAUCGGGAAAAUUUGUCUGGAGGUCGAGUGAAAGUUGGAAAAUGCAUCUCCAUGAAUCAAUCCCUGAGGAUCUUGAGACUGAAGCUCGCGAAUAUAUACGCACUACCGAGACUUCCUGAAAGUCUUAUCACUCUGGAAUUGUCUAGGUUGUACAUGGACGAGUUUCCAGAUCUCUCAAACCUCACUAAUUCAGAGGUAUUGGAUCUGAUGUUUGGCCCACCUAAUUUAGAGGUGAUAUCUAAUGGGCCUGUGGAAUGUCUGAUAACAUGGUGGAUUGAGAAGUUAAGCAAACUGCGGUAUCUGCACCUCGACUCUCAUUAUGUGACCACCUCACCAACAGGCCUUAGCCUCCCUCCUCAUCUCAUGUCACUUCACCUUGAGUGCCCUAAUUUGCGUCGCCUCCCGAGGCUUCCCUCGAGUUUAUCGAUUUUGCUUUUGUACGAUUGCAAGUCACUUUGCUCGAUGGAGGAUCUAUCGAAUUUGAAGAAUCUAUCAUUCCUCAAGAUUACCUUCACUACAAUUGCAAAGAUUCAAGGCCUUGGUUGUUUGGGGAACCUACGAGAAUUGGAGCUUAAUUGGCUUGGACGGGUAAAGAUACUACCCGAUCUAAGCAAUUUAAACAAACUAAGGCUUCUUAAAAUAAGAUCUUGUGAUGAUCUGUUCGAGAUUCAAGGCGAACUACCACGUUCUUUGGAAGAAUUGCGUAUUUAUAGCUGUCGUUCUUUACAAAAGUUGCCCAAUCUAUCAAGCUUGAUGGGUAGGACAAAUGUUGAAAUAGACUAUUGUGAUAAAUUUCUUGAAUAUGCUCGCAUGAAUCGACAAGUUUUGAAGCUUGUAGGCUUUCAACAGCUGCAGAUACCUGAUCUAAGUAACUUAAACAAACUACAACAUCUCCGAGUAGAAAACUGUGAUAAUUUGAUCAAGAUUCAAGGCGAACUACCACAAUCUUUGAAAGAAUUGGAGAUUUGUUCCUGUAAAUCUUUAUGGAAUUUGCCUGAUGUGUCAAACUUGAAUAGACUGCAAAGGGUUAAAAUUCAUCGUUCUUGGAAAUUAAAUGUGGAGGCAAUUUCUUCGCUUUGCUUGGAGAAGUCAGUCGAAUUUGAGGAAGAAGAAGACGAAUGGGACAGAGAAGCCGACGAGUCUAAAUAUGAGGAAGAAGGUACCGAAUCCGAAUCUGAGGGAUUCGGAUUCAGACAACGAGUCUCAAUAUGAGGCAAUUUCUUUGCAUGCUGCACUUUAAAGCUUCUUGAGCCACAACCACAAAUUGUUCCCUUGUGUUCUAACUCUAAACAAAGUGAGGUAAGUUAAUUCAUCUGACAACCAAUAGUUUCUUUCUUUUUUUGCAAUCAAAUUCUUUCAAAGAUACGACCAGAGAAGUUUUACGGGUGCACUUUUUAAUGACCUUUUUGCGAGUUCAUGUCUUAAAAUCUGCUGAAGGUAUUGAAAUUAGGUUACCUCCGAACAACCAGAGGGUUCUUAAUUAUGAUUUUUUUUCCUAGUUUGGUUUGGCUUUUUUAGCUACAUUUUCUUUGGAUGGUUUCUCCUUGCUUUUUUGAUUCCCAGCUGGAGGUAUGCAUGUCAAUUGCAUUGUUUUUAUUUGAUAUUUGUUAUGUAACUAAUUAUUAGAGAUCCUUGUCGAUUUGCUGCUUCACAUGUUUCGAAGUCGGUAACCUUGCCUUGCAUUGGGGAUAACUUCAUUAUGUUGUAAACAAUUAGAUGAAAUGUGUGUUGGAAGGACAUAUAACUAUGGUUCUCAUCCUGGAACUUUACAGCAUAAUCAACUAAUUCUUAUUGGGGUUUGCAUAUGUUAUGAAGAAGCUAUAAAAUGAAGAAAGAGGAAUUUCACUUGGGUAGCUGCAUCAAUAGUUGGUGCAGCAAAACUUCCAUCUCCAAGGGUGUUGUGGCUAAUUGGGCAGCUGUACAAAGACUGGAUAAAGGAAAAUGAAAAUGACGUCCAAAGUGAAGUUUUACGUUCACUUUAUAAUUACUUUAUGAGUUGAUGCCUGGAAAUCUGAAGAAGGAAAGGUGUGCUUCUUAGUGUGAUUUGCAAAUGUUAUGGAGAAGUAAUAAAAUGCAGAAAGAGGAAUUUCACUUGGGUAGCGGCAUCAAUAGUUGGUGCAGCAAAGCUUCCAUCUGUGACAGGAGAGGAGAACUAUUGAGCUUCGCCAAGAAAGGGAUGACAUGUGUGAGGCCUCUGAUUGUUUCAACUUGAAGAGGUUCAAAUGAUGCAAUGUCUGGCAUUGCUUAGAAGAUUCAGCCAUUUCUUGAAAAAUUUAGAAGACAUGCUCAGCAAAGGAGUUCAUUUUCCAAUAAGAAGUGCGUGUGGUACUUGAAAGGUCCUACAUCCACAGCCAAGUCUGUUGUUAAGGAAGAUUUGAAACUUAAACAAAUUUCUUAUUGUCCUCUGUCAUUCCAAGAGAUAUUUAUUGUAGUCUUUCCUGGGAUCGUUAUCUAUUAUACAUAAAUUACAAUCACACUUUGGCAAGUUGACUUGAAAUCUAUUGUUGUAGGCAUAGUUAUUACUAGCUGUUUUUGCAACCGUUUUCUACCUUUAAGAUGGACGCUGUAAACUGCUCAUGAAUGGGACCAUGGUUUUUUUGGAUCUAUUUCAUGAGUUUGAUUUGGUUUAGAUAUAUUACUUUUUGACGGUUUUGGUUGGCUAAUUGAGUUACCAGUAAAAGACAAGUCAAAUUGAUGCUAGUGUUACUGCAUUCAAGUGCACUACUUUUUGUCAAUUUACACGUGGGUCAUUUAUGUGAGAUCCUUGGAACUUGCUGGUUUGUACUUUAAAUUUGAACCUCAUAACCAUGCCUUGUAAAACUUAACUUUGCUAUACCUUAAACAAUGAAGGAUAUAGUCAAU
Messenger RNA from Syzygium oleosum, 4714 nucleotides. Its product is annotated as disease resistance protein RPV1-like. NCBI's taxonomy places the organism in Eukaryota, Viridiplantae, Streptophyta, Magnoliopsida, Myrtales, Myrtaceae. The transcript is spliced from 7 exons. Bases 146 to 3064 code for a protein of 972 amino acids. Gene Ontology annotation, molecular function: ADP binding. The record is from RefSeq and is a predicted model, not a curated record. Gene Ontology annotation, biological process: defense response.